Ananas comosus (pineapple) is the source of this 405-nucleotide messenger RNA. RefSeq lists its product as uncharacterized. The record is from RefSeq and is a predicted model, not a curated record. NCBI's taxonomy places the organism in Eukaryota, Viridiplantae, Streptophyta, Magnoliopsida, Poales, Bromeliaceae. Bases 1 to 405 code for a protein of 134 amino acids. The transcript is spliced from 2 exons.
AUGGCGCUUGUAGUUCAACCGACCUUAUUGGAGAGGAUCGAGAAUCUUCAAUUUGCGGACCCGACUCUCCAGAAGGUGCAGCACAAUAUUGAUAGUGGCCAUGUGGCUUACCGACUUGCAUUGCCGCCAAAGCUUGCUGGUGUGCACAACGUAUUCCACGUCUCCAAUCUCCGCAAGUACAUGCAUGACCCCGAGCAUGUCUUGGUGUAUGAGCCGCCGGAAUUGCAAGAAGAUAUGAGUUACGAAGAGUUUCCGGUGGAGGUUCUAGCUCGAGAGGUGCGCAAGCUGAGGAAUCGCGAGAUCCCUUAUGUUAAGGUCCGGUGGAGCCAUCAUAGUGAUCGCGAAGCCACUUGUGAGCUCGAGGAAGAGAUGAAAGUGCAGCAUCCUCACUUGUUUGAAGUUUGA